Molecule: messenger RNA, 1737 nt
Organism: Boleophthalmus pectinirostris (great blue-spotted mudskipper)
Lineage: Eukaryota; Metazoa; Chordata; Actinopteri; Gobiiformes; Gobiidae
Gene: foxl3
Product: forkhead box L3
Exons: 4
Coding region: 267-1106 (279 amino acids)
Biological process (GO): cell differentiation; regulation of transcription by RNA polymerase II; anatomical structure morphogenesis
Molecular function (GO): RNA polymerase II cis-regulatory region sequence-specific DNA binding; DNA-binding transcription factor activity, RNA polymerase II-specific
Source: RefSeq, a predicted model, not a curated record
CUUGGAUCAUGGCGGCGGGGUGAGCACGGGGAGCAACUUUCUGUUGACCGUAUUUUAACAGGAAAGAUUUGCAUAUAGAAGGGAUCGGUGCAUGGCUACGGACGGCAGCAGCUUUAAAUGUCUGGACCCCAUGACUGUUAACCUGUGUUCUGUGACCCGUGCUCGGAUCAAUGUACAAGUGUAAUGGACGUAGGCCUAUAGAAGGUGCGAAGGAGGAGGGGGCGAGGAGGGGGCCGAGCUAACAGUGAGUGGCAGCCGAGCAGAGCAUGUGGCAGACUGGAGGAGAGGGACUCACUGGUGCUGCUGGGGACCAAACGGAGGAGCAGAGCCUGGACCUGACCCGGAGCUCGCCUGGGACCCGUGAAGGCAGCGUCAUGUUCGAUAACUCCAACUACCCCUUCAACUGCUUCAACUACGAUGGAGACGGAUACCCCAACUCCACCUCCGACGAAGACAAGAAAAUGUGCCGCCCGGCUUACAGUUACAUAGCUCUGAUCGCCAUGGCGAUCCAGCAGAGUCCGGAGCAGCGUGUGACUCUGUCUGGGAUCUAUGAGUUCAUCAUGAAGAGGUUCCCGUACUAUCGCUCCAACCAAAGGGCAUGGCAGAACUCCAUCAGACAUAACCUGUCCCUCAACAGCUGCUUCAUCAAGGUUCCUCGGACUGAAGGGAACGAGAAAGGGAAAGGAAACUUCUGGACUUUUGCCACAGGCUGUGAGUCGAUGCUGGACCUGUUUGAAAACGGGAACUUCCGACGUCGCCGGCGCAGGAGGAAUAUGAAGAUGGGCCUACGGGAGGCGGAGCCUCCCUUCCACCCUCUGGAAAGUAACCCACCCGCCCCCGCAUCCCGCCGCUGCCCCCCGGACUCACCCCUGUGCCCCCUCCAUCCAGAAAGACAGCGCCCUCCGCACAACAACAUGGCCGACAGCUCCAGCCAGGGCAAACCAGAGUCUGAGAUCAAGUUCAGUAUCGACUACAUCCUGUCCACUCCAGACCCUCCUCUGCAAGGCUUCAGGACCACCCAUGGGCCACUUCACAUUGCACCCACGGGUGCACCCAUACACGUCCUGGAGCCUCAGCAUCUCAAUCUGCACUUCUGGACUCUAUGAGAGAGAGACAGGAGCCCGGACUGAGUCAUGUGUGCUCAUUAUGAGUCUGGGAGCACUGGAAAACAACAUGAACAAAAACAAUCUGCCAAAUGUAAAUGAAGCGUCCAAGUCGCUCACAUGGGGCUGGUACAUGUUGUGUAAACUCUGCAAUGUGAAUACUACAGGCCAGUGCAGCCACAGCACUCGUGUUGUUAUAACCAUGUUUGGUGUUGAGUGUUAGUAUUAGAAUAUUCGGUUUACAGGGUCUAUGUGUAUGCUCUAAAUUAGAAACUAAUUAUAAAUACUUUACUGAAUUAUUAUUUUAUAAAUAUACUGAAUUAAAAAUAUUUUUAAUUCAGUGUUUAUAUCAUUAAAAAAAGUUUAAGAAUUUCAAAGAACAUUGGGAAUUGGUAUUGUUUAUAUUUAUGUCUUACCACCAUUUUAAGAGAAAAAUAACAUUAUAUGAUAUUUGGAUUUAAUAUUUAUGUAUAAUUUUCAAAACAAUUACAUUUAAAAAAUAGAUAAAUCAAAAAAUGAAUAAUGAUAAGAAUAUAAACCCAUCAAUCUAAUUACUACUACAAAAGAUAUAAUUUUAAGUCAAGGUUUAUCUAAACCCUAAAACCCUGAUCAUAAAUCAGAUUAUUUAGUGUAU